Aspergillus versicolor CBS 583.65 is the source of this 1386-nucleotide messenger RNA. RefSeq lists its product as uncharacterized. Bases 1 to 1386 code for a protein of 461 amino acids. NCBI's taxonomy places the organism in Eukaryota, Fungi, Ascomycota, Eurotiomycetes, Eurotiales, Aspergillaceae. The transcript has a single exon. The record is from RefSeq and is a predicted model, not a curated record.
AUGUCCCAGCCCGUCCCUAUCCAAGACCUCACAGCCCUCGAGCGCAUCGGCCCCAAGGGCUACCUCCGCUAUGUCUUCCCCUUCCAGCUGCCAGAGAACUACGACCUGUCCGAAGUCUCGCGCGUCGUGCAAGCCGGGUACGACACCCUCACGCGGCGCAUCCCCGUGGUGGCGAGCGAAGCCAUCCCAGACCCCGACGCCAAACAAGCGGGCGUGCUGAAAUUCCACGGCCGGAACGAGGACAGUGCCAAAGUCAUCGUCAGGGACCUGCGCGACUCCUUCGAACAAAGCUACUCCGAUCUGAAAGCGCGCCAUUUCCCCGUUUCCGCGUUCGAUGCUGAUACCCUCUGUCGUCGCUCCGUGUGGCCGACUGCCGGCGAACGACUGCCUGUUUCUCUGGUCCAGGCGAAUUUCAUUCCGGGCGGACUGCUUCUGACGUGGUGUAUCCUGCAUAUGGCAGGCGACGGGACGGCGUUUUAUACAUGGACGAAACUAUGGGCGGAGGGAUGUCGUGUCGCGCAGGGCCUCGAUAUCGCAGAACCAGCGCAGAUAUCAGAGGAGCUAUGGAAGGACAGAGCACAGAUCAUAAAACCGCUCGGUCAUAAUGAAGGGAAGCCCGAGAAUCACCCUGAGUAUACCAUUCUCCCGUUCACGCCGCAGGGAGCUCCGCCCAAGAUGCUCUCGCCCAGCCACAGGGGGCAGGUGUACUAUUUCUCCCCUGAGUCUCUGGCGGCACUCAAGGCCGAAGCGUCUCCGGCGAAUGCAACAACCGCGACGGAGCAGUCGUGGAUCUCGACUAACGAUGCGUUAUCUGCGCUUGUCUGGCGGACUGUCAUGGCGGUUCAGUCGCCGUUGGAUACCCUCGAGGGCGACCCUGUAUCGACAUUCAAUGUCGCCAUUGACGGACGACAGCGCACGAACCCAAAGGUCCACCCGAAUACACUCGGCUGCUUCUUGGAGUAUGUCGCUGUUUCGACGCCGAUUCGGAAGAUGCUGUCCGAGCUGAAUCUGGCUGACCUGGCGGUCCAGAUCCGCAAGGCGAUUCUACGCGCUGACGGCGAGUUCACAGACGACGUCGUGUCUCUUGUUGAGAAGCUGGAGGAUGUGGAUAGACUGGUUCCGACUGCGUUUUUGGAUGUUCCUGGCUUCAACUGUGUGCAGACGUCGUGGGUUGGCUUUGAGCUGUAUGGGCUGGACUGGGGGACUCUGCUGGGGGGGAAGAUUGACGCCGUGAGAGUGCCGAAUGUGGGCUGUAUCAACGGGGCGCAGGUGGUGCUUCCUGUGCUGCCGGAUGGGGGGAUGGAGGUUCUUGUUGGUGUUGAGGAGACUUGUCUGGAUAGGCUGCUGCAGGAUCCUCUGCUCAACAAGUUUGGAGUCCCACGAUAG